This is a messenger RNA of Dreissena polymorpha, 1054 nucleotides long. RefSeq lists its product as uncharacterized. The record is from RefSeq and is a predicted model, not a curated record. Gene Ontology annotation, molecular function: DNA binding. The transcript is spliced from 2 exons. NCBI's taxonomy places the organism in Eukaryota, Metazoa, Mollusca, Bivalvia, Myida, Dreissenidae. Gene Ontology annotation, biological process: DNA integration; DNA recombination. Bases 149 to 841 code for a protein of 230 amino acids.
ACUUUGGCCUCAGAGGCAGACAAGAGCAUAUGAACAUGCUUUGGGGGGGGGGGACCUGGAAAUAAAGCAAGCCACAGAUGGAACCAGGUAUAUAGAGAACACGGAAAGAGCCACCAAGACCAGGAAGGGAGUGACAGAUGAUGCAAGGAUGUUCAAACCCAAAAUAUUUGAACAGCCAGGAGAUGAGAGGUGUCCAGUGAAACUCUAUCUAGAAUAUGAAAGUCGACGCCCACUAACAUGUCUGCGUCCUGACAGUAGAUUCUACCUCAGGCCCAACUAUAAAGCACAAUCUGAUGGCGGAUGCUGGUUCGUAGCUCAGCCCGUCGGAAAGAACACACUUUGCCAGAUAGCAAAGACCAUGAGUGCAAGUGCUGGGUUUACAGGGAGACAUGUGAACCACUCAGGUAGAAAAACAUUGGUGACCUCCCUUCUUAAUGCUGGAUGUGCACCCACAGAAGUGGUUCAGGUAACAGGCCAUAAAAAUAUAAUGACACUGAACAGCUAUCACAGCUUAAGCAUUGACCGGCAACACCAAAUGGCCAACAUGAUUCACAAGAAUUGUUCAAAUUCAGCAAACAAAGCUUCAUCUUUUAAAGAACCAGGACCUUCUGGAGAUCAUGAUGAUUACAUGACUGAUGAAGAAAUCCUACAACUUUCCCAAGAAAUGGACCCCGUUGUUGAGCAAACAUUGAAUAAAAUAAAUCAAUAUGAAAAUGUACUUGACUUGCAGGUUGUGCAUAGUCCAGGUGGCUCAUUAUCCAUGCAUCAUCUAAAAAACCCGGGCCAACUGUUUUCAAACUGCACAUUCAAUGGUGCAGUGAAUGUGAUUUUUAAGAAUUAAUAUAAUCAUCUAAGAUUUGUGACAGCAUGAUUCAUAUUUGUAUUUUGAUUGCAUUUUCAUUCUGCAUAUUGCAUCAUAAAUAUUACAAGAUGAGAAGUAUUUUUGUUAAUUGUUGUAAUCACAUAUAUAUAUACUUCACUAAAAUGGCCUUUCUCAUAAUAUGUUAUAUUUUUAUAUAAGUAAUGUCUGAUUCUUCAAUGAAAAAAACCUUUA